CUGAAGCCUGUGAGGGGAGGGGAGAGGGGGUCUGGGAAGAACUGGUCACACCCUUGUCACCGCACUCGGGGCCCCUGCCUCCGCCCUCCCCCCUCAGAGGCCCCGCACUAUUUUGGGUGGUGUCGACCCCGCCUCCGCCUCUGAGUGUGUCCUAGCUCUCUGGGCAGCUGGAGGGGUCGCGCUGCGAUUGUUGGGGCUGCACCUCGGACCAGGGUGACUGCAGCCAUGUCUGGCCGCUCGGUGCCACAUGCCCACCCGGCCACCACUGAGUACGAAUUUGCCAACCCGAGCCGCCUGGGUGAGCAGCGCUUCGGAGAAGGCCUCCUGCCAGAAGAGAUUCUGACCCCCACCCUCUACCAUGGCUACUAUGUCCGGCCUCGGGCUGCCCAAGCUGGGGAAGGCAGCAGGGCAGGGGCAUCGGAGCUUAGGCUCAGUGAGGGCAAGUUCCAGGCAUUUCUGGAUGUGAGCCACUUUACCCCGGAUGAGGUGACUGUGAGGACUGUGGACAACCUGCUGGAGGUGUCUGCUCGGCAUCCCCAGCGCCUCGACCGCCAUGGCUUCGUGUCCCGAGAGUUCUGCCGCACCUAUGUCCUGCCUGCUGAUGUCGAUCCCUGGAGGGUUCGAGCGGCCCUUUCCCAUGAUGGCAUUCUGAACCUGGAGGCCCCUCGGGGUGGCCGACAUUUGGACACAGAAGUCAAUGAGGUCUACAUCUCCCUGCUCCCUGCGCCUCCUGACCCAGAGGAAGAGGAGGAGGAAGAGGCAGCCAGAGUUGAACCUUGACUGCCAAAGAACCAGCACCCAGCAAAUCCCUUUCAGCCUCCCUUGGUGAUUCGAGCAGUUGCUCACCACCCCAGAGGUGGCAGCAUCCUUGGGGGAUGGGAAAUGCUCCAGGUCCACAAUGUAUGGUUUGGUCCCCUGGGACAUGUUAUAGCCUUUGGUUUAGUUCUGGGCAGAGCUGAAUAAACCCAAAUCUCAGGGCCUUGUUUGUG
Molecule: messenger RNA, 989 nt
Organism: Fukomys damarensis (Damara mole-rat)
Lineage: Eukaryota; Metazoa; Chordata; Mammalia; Rodentia; Bathyergidae
Gene: Hspb2
Product: heat shock protein family B (small) member 2
Exons: 2
Coding region: 226-780 (184 amino acids)
Biological process (GO): response to heat; protein refolding
Molecular function (GO): protein folding chaperone; structural constituent of eye lens
Source: RefSeq, a predicted model, not a curated record